This is a messenger RNA of Dentiscutata erythropus, 160 nucleotides long. The record is from the annotation of a GenBank genome assembly. Lineage: Eukaryota; Fungi; Glomeromycota; Glomeromycetes; Diversisporales; Gigasporaceae.
CGAAGAAAACAACAGGAAUGAGGGAGGAAAGAACAUGAGCAAGAAGAACGAAAUUGAAGAUAACAGGAACAGAAGCAAGACAGAAGGAGUCGGCAAACGUCAGGAAAGCAGUGAAGAAGAAUACGGCCAGCAAGAAAUAAAAGCACGAGAAAGAUCAUAA